AGAGAUUGGGAAGACUGGAUGUGGCAGAGGUCAGCUGACUGACACUGCAGGGUGGAAACGAUAGCAUUCCACUUUGUGCGAACGGUGUUGAACUACUCCUUAGGCUUGAACGCUAAGUUUAGCCGCUCUUGCCUGUUUACCAUUGUAACAUGGCGAUAAAGAAGUGACACGGUAUGACUCAGUUUUUACCAUAUUGAACGCUAAUCGCCAAAUUCAAAUUCUGAGAACGCUCCAUUUCUGCAAUGCUGCCAAUUAGGCCAUCUAACCGACGUGUAAACGACACUUUGAUGUAGUGUUUAGCGUGUUGUCGGGGACAGGCGCCGCGGGAGGCGGGGCAAAUAAGCUGGCCUACACUGAAGCGCGCCGCCGCCGCCCACCGCCGGCGCAGUCAGUCGUGGUUGGGAUCGUGCAGCGCGCGCGGCGCCGAGCCAGUGGCGGUGACGGAGCGCGGAGCACGGUGGCCGGCUCCGGCCUGUGGUGGUGAGCUGUGAGGUGUGAGCAUCGCCCUGUGAGAGCACCAGCAGCUGAAGUUUCAGGGGAGGAUCACAGAGUCGAUUUCUCACAGAGGAGUGAGGAGUGAGGAGUAGCGGCUGAGGACCAGUCCCCGGAGGACCGCCUCCUGCACAGGAUGUCGGAGACCGGUAACGGCGACUCCUCCGCUCCGGACACCCCUGUUCGGCAGACCGACAGUCCGGCGGACAGCGCGGCCACUCCAUCCGACAAACCGUCCACGCCGGCCACCCCGGCGGCCGAGCCGGCCUCCCCGGCCACCCCCGCGGCCGCCACGCCGUCCACGCCCGGCGGCUCAGAGAACGGCGAGGCGCGGCGCGGCCCGUCCGUGCUGCGGCAGCAGUUCGGAGCGUUUGCAAAGUACGGCGACACCAAGUCAGACGGCUCGGCCAUCACGCUCUCACAGUCGGAUAAGUGGAUGAAGCAGGCCAAGGUGAUCGACGGAAGGACGGUCACGACUACCGACACCGCCAUCGCCUUCAAAAAGUUCAAGCAGCAGAAAAUCCAUUUCAAGGAGUUCCAGAAGUUCCUUGAAGAGCUGGGCACAAGUAAAAAGGUGGCACCGGGCAAAAUGAAGGAAAAGCUGGCCAACUGCGGGCCGCCCGGUCACAAAAGCAACGCCAGCCCGGGCACCAAGAGUAACGUGUACGACCGUCUGUGUGACGUCAGCAAGUACGGCGCGUCACACCGGCUACGAUUCGACGAGCACGGAAAGGGCCGCGGUGCCCCCGGCAGGAAGGACAUCCACACCGACUCCGGCUACGUCCACGGCUAUAAGAACCAGAACACCUACCAGAAGCAGCACUGAGUGGCCGCAUCAGAGUAUACGGCGACGGAGUCAUGGAGAGCGUUCGCCUGUGAGGUGUGGCCACAACUGCCGCGCUCAGAGACAGUUCGCAUUGUCCGUCCGCAAGGCGACUCUUGACCGAACGGGCCGCUAGUUCGACUGCCACGGACGGCUGUAUCUACUGCCACGCGCAGUUUAGUCUCAGUCGUUGCAAACGGCAGUCUUUGUCUCUCGAUCGCCUCCCAGACAGCAAAGGGGCGUCGAACACAUCAGCGCUUAUGGACGCCACACAGUGUUCGAACUGUCUUCGGGUGUUCCUCCACCGUGUUACCAAGCAUCCAGCUGAGAUGAGUGGAAGCUCGAGACUGAGAGGACUGAGUGGCGCGGCAAGGGGUAGGGGAAUGCGUCCCGAUUGCCACGCGACCGCCACAGAUGCUUUAGAUGUGCUUCAAGAGACGAAAUACGCGGAGAGGGUGGUUUAACAGGUGAACAGUGGCUAGAUGUUUAUAAUCUCACAAUGAGAAGUAUCACCGGAGAAUGCCUGUGAUUUUACUAUAGGUUUACUUCGAGGCGUGACGCUUAAUCUAGAUAUUUAGGUUCCGAGAUGUAAAUAACUUAUCGCAUCUAUUGCGCUGCCUGGUUAAACUGCCUAGUUUUGGACGGAGCCAGGGUAACCAGCCAGAGGGCCCGAGUGUGCGAUCUCGACUGUUGUCACCGGCGAGGUGCAGACUAACAAUAAGAGAUCGAAGAGAAAAGGUAGAAAUCAAAGGUAGAAUGAGCACAUGCACGUUGCCUGGUCACAGUGCCCGAGUUACCGAAUGGUAGAUGUCGUGUCUACCACAACAGGUAUAGAUAGUCGAUUAACACGGAAAAUAUCUACAACCACUGACUGCUAUAAAUAUGCAAUGACAUUGUUAUUUGCGGAUCACCAAAGUUCUUAACAAAGCCUGUUUCAUUUACCCGCAAUUAUGCAAACACUUGGAAAUGGGACAGCAGAAAUAUCACCCGACUUUUUGUGCUUGCCUGGUUUGUCAGUUUUUAUACGAGUAAGCGUAAUAUACCACCGUAUGUCCGUUUGGUCACUUGAUCACACAGCUUUGAUCGCCAUAUCUUUGCUGAUGCAGCUGCCCUAUAAUGGUUGACCUCCACUUACUAAACUCAUACCUACGAGUAUAUUAAAAAAUGGUCUUUUCUAAACCAGAAUCCAACAGUAACUCGCGCACACAUUCACGCUUUUGGGCACGAGUGGCGACAUGAUGCCUGUUCACCGGCUGCUGACGGUCUAAGGUUACAGCCGCUGACCGACUAUGGCCGUCCGGACACGGUCCCUCGUUCUGUGUUUGUUUGUGUGUAUGCGGCCGCCGCCCGCACCUGAGCUGUCGUCACUGCGAGCCGUGACCGAACGCCAGUCGACAGCGCACAUGAAUAUGGAUCAGUGGGGUGAACAGUGGGCCCAAAUGGGUCAGUCGACCCGGGGGUGAACGCGGCGCUGGAACGCAACCAGCGAGCGAGACUGGGUCGAUAUUCGUCCCCAUGUGCCCGGAUAGUUCAAAAGCUUACAGCUUUCGCCAAAUGAGUCUAUGCAGCUAUGAGCAUGCGAGUGUAGGAAGUUAAGUCCUUCCUGCCGGCCGAUACUGUACAGUUACCUGAUAAGUCAACAGGCAUUAGCACACUUCUAUCGAAGCUACACGAUCUAUCGCCGGCAUUACCGCUUAUCACCGAAAGUCAAACGGUACAAACGGCUCCAGUGUAUGGCAAUAUGUGCAAGGCGACACACGACGCUGGCUUAUCACCAAAGGCUAAACCGAAACAGUCCUUGCUGAUUGCUCCAGUGCUAUUCACCUGGUCAGGGUCGCCGCAGUCUACGCAAUCUGUGCCGUUAUAGCGGCCCAGUGACAUAUUGUACUCCCGCCUUCGCAAUGCUGCCCAAGCGUACCAAUCGCUGUAAUCUAUGCGCGUAGUAUCUGUAGAUUUCUGUUCGUAUGUGUACCUACGUUGUGCGUGGCGAAAUACAUGCAAUUCAUUUUCCA
Molecule: messenger RNA, 3327 nt
Organism: Amphibalanus amphitrite
Lineage: Eukaryota; Metazoa; Arthropoda; Thecostraca; Balanomorpha; Balanidae
Product: tubulin polymerization-promoting protein homolog
Exons: 4
Coding region: 629-1318 (229 amino acids)
Biological process (GO): positive regulation of protein polymerization; microtubule bundle formation; microtubule polymerization
Cellular component (GO): microtubule
Molecular function (GO): tubulin binding
Source: RefSeq, a predicted model, not a curated record